Camellia sinensis is the source of this 489-nucleotide messenger RNA. RefSeq lists its product as uncharacterized. NCBI's taxonomy places the organism in Eukaryota, Viridiplantae, Streptophyta, Magnoliopsida, Ericales, Theaceae. The record is from RefSeq and is a predicted model, not a curated record.
AUGUCUAGUGGAAUGUCAGAUUCACUUCAAGCCAUUAGUGUGAAGUUAGUGGGAGAUAAUUAUGUGUAUUGGGCCUAUGUCAUGAAAAAAUUUCUUCUAGAUAAAAAUGUUUGGGAUGUUGUUACUAGUGAUUCUCCUAUGCCCACUGAUGCCAAUGUUGAAAAGUUUCAAGAUUUGCUCUCUACUUGGCAAGUUACUAACGCCACGAUUAUCACUUGGAUUAAUAAUUCUGUAGAUCAGUCUAUUGGGAUUCAUUUUGCCAAGUUUACUACUGCGAAACAAAUUUGGGAUCAUCUAUCUCGGUUGUAUAUUCAAUCAGAUUUUGCUAAAUGGUAUCAGUUAGAACAUGAGAUUUGUGCUACUCAACAAGGCAAUAAGAGUAUCCAGGAAUUUUAUUCUACCAUGAUUGGUUUGUGGGAUCAAUUAGCUUUUAUUAAGCCUAAGUCAUUGAGCACUCAUGAGGCAUAUUGUACUUAUUUGGAAGAGUAG